AGACCCCCUCGCCCGCGUCCACGGCGCGGUCUCGGGUGAAUUUAUCGUCCGUCGCAGAAGAAUCCUUUACCCUUCCGACCUCAUCAAAAACUUUUCUUGAGCGAGGAAGGAAGAACGGAAAGGGCAAUAUAAUUGUUAAUCUCCAUCCAUUUGGAGAGAGGAAGGAGAAAAAUGGAUCAGAUGAUGAACAAGAUGGGGACGUAUUGGUUCAACAAGAAAGCCACCAAAGAGCUCUCCACCGUUGGAGGCGAGAUCAACUCAAUUUCUAACAGCAUCGAGGGGGGAACAAAAUGGCUGGUGAAUAAGAUUAAAGGAAAGAUGCAGAAACCGUUGCCGGAUCUACUGCAGGAAUAUGAUAUGCCGAUCGGCCUCUUCCCUAAGGAUGCCACCAACUACGAGUUCAAUGAAGAGACCAGGAAGAUUACUGUAUUUAUACCCUCUGCAUGUGAGGUCAGUUACAAUGAUUCCUCUGUCUUGCGGUUCUUCACCACUGUGACUGGGUAUCUGGAGAAGGGAAAGCUGACCAAUGUUGAAGGGAUGAAGACAAAAGUGCUGAUCUGGGUAAAAGUUACAUGCAUCAUAACUGAGGGGUCAAAGCUCCAUGUUACUGCUGGCAUGAAGAAAACCAGGAGCAGGGAUGCCUAUGAGGUCCUUAGAGAUGGCAUCAGAAUAGACAAAUUUUAGUUUGAUGUCAAGAUAGCAAGUGAUGCCUCUAAAAUGUGCAAUAUGUUGGCCUGCAAGCCACAGGUUUCAUGGCAGUGUAAGUCGAGUAUGAUGCUCUUCAUGUUUAAAUUCGCUUCGCAGGAAAAACAAAAAAAGAAUUUCCUGUCUUCAUGUAAGAUCACUACCCUGAGUGUCAGUUUAUGCUCCUAUGUUAUAAGAAUUUUCUAUAGCUAAAUAUAUGGUUGUUGAAAUUGGAUGAG
Messenger RNA from Phoenix dactylifera (date palm), 923 nucleotides. RefSeq lists its product as uncharacterized. Lineage: Eukaryota; Viridiplantae; Streptophyta; Magnoliopsida; Arecales; Arecaceae. The record is from RefSeq and is a predicted model, not a curated record.